GUCAAUUUCCCUAACCCACCAAUCACAGACGGUUGCGUGCGUCAACACAGCGAAAGGGGGCGGUCUGUUGUCAACAUUUUUGCAGCGCUUCGCAGUGAAGCAGCUGAUAGAGCUACCAUGGCCUCUUCGGGGUUUCGGGGUGACGUUUCCCAGGUGCGUGGCGGCCGUGAUCCCGUCUUCUCUGAGGCCAUCAACCAGAAGAUGCGUGUCCCGGACCGGCUGAGAGUGGGGCCAGGCAUGGGACAGGGAGGGGAAGAGGCGAGGCAGGGGCGUGCUGAGCGUCCCGCUUCCUAUAGCAUGCACAUCCCAGACAGGCUGUCUCUCACAGAUGCCCCGGACAUGAGCCCCCGUCCAUUGUUCACACCAUCCAAGCACAACUCAGCCCUCCCCCUGGGACUUGCAUGGGAGGCACAGCAGCAAGGUGCCUGGGACAGAGACCCCUACAUGAGGGAACCAGUGCAGAGUCCCCUGCGGAGGUCCUACAGUGACCAGGCUUUUGGCAGGAGUGACCCUGACACCCCCACCUCCAAACAGGCACUGCACACCCCCACCUUUCGUGGCGGUGCAGGAUGCCCCCCUAAGCGCUCCGCUGCUGCUGCAAACCCCCUGCCCAUGCCCCUGGGGCUCCCUGCCAUCCCACCCAGCCACCUGUCCCCAACGACCAUGCUACAGGCCGCCAAGGAACUGGGCCAACAGGCCUCACAGCGCCUCCUGCAGACUGUCACACAGAAAUACAGGUUCAGUUAUCCUGAACAUCCAACGACUGCUGUGGUCGAGGCACCCCCUGUGUAUGUUGAACCAGCCAGGAAAAGUGCCAUGCAUGACUCCUGGAUGAGCCCAGAUGAUGAGGGAAGUGCCGCAGCUGUGGAGUUCAUCGUACUUAGGAGACAGGUAGUAAAGAUGAGUCGUCGUCUGGCGGGUCUGGAAAGGCAGAAUGCUGAAUGCAGACAGACUGAGCUGGUGCUGUUCUCCCUGCUCCUUUCUGCCUGCCUGCUCAACGGAUGGCUCUGGAUACGCAGAUAACAGACACACCGUCAUUCAAACAGCCCACUCAUCUGCACUACAACCCUCCAACCAGCUACUUUGCUCAACUCUGCAUUACACAUCCAGUCAGCUGGGUAUUGCAGUUUACUUAUUUAUAUACACAAGUUGGUGUGAGGUGCUCAGCAUCUAUUGUUUAAAAUGGCAUCUCUUCCCUCAUCUUUCUUUCAAGGCCAGGGGAGGAAAGGAAGCUGUUUGGACCACUUACGUAGGGACAGUUCAUCCAUUUUUACAUGUGGCCUUAUUUUCACUCUUUCUGUUCUUGUAGUUGAUUCCCAAAAUUUUAAUUGUUUUAUUUGUUUCCUUACAGAGAAAAUUGGUUGUCAUCACUUGCCAUUGACUAUAAUGCAAUAUCCAAAUAUGUCGAAAGCAUAUUGGAAAACACUCCACAUUACAUAAGAAUCCCAUUCUGAAUGUCUCUUUACUCAGUUUUUAAAAAGUCCACUGUGCCAUAAACCCAUGUUUGAAUGGUUCUGUUUACAACAACAAUAUGGAUUUAUUGGGACAGUGAAAUAAAUUAAAUAUUGAGCAGAAACAAUUUAGAAUGGAAUUUUGACGUGAUAUGAAAUUUAAAUUCUCUAAUAUAAUAUAUUUAAUAAACAAACUGUUUGGGGAUCAACUACAAGCACAGAAAGUGAAAAUAAGUAAUUUAAAUGUAAAAAUCAGGGAACUUCCCCUUUAAGUAGGACCUUAGGACUGAGGAUCGAAUGAGGGUGUUGAGAGUUUACUUGGAACUCUUCAGACCUAAAGAAGCCUAAAUUGUAAUCAGUUGCAGACAGUACAUAGGUAAUAAGGUUCUAAGACCUACACUAUAUUUACAAAAGUAUGUGGACACCCCUUCAAACUCUUUCAGCCACACCCGUUGCUGACAGGUGUAUAGAAUUGAACACACAGCCAUAUAAUCCCCAUAGACAGACGUAAAAAUCGUCAGUCCUCGGUUGCAACACUCACUACUGAGUUACAAACUGCCUCUGGAAGCAACGUCAACACAAUGAAAUGUGUUUCCAUGGCCAAGCAGCCACACAAGCCUAAGAUCACCAUGCACAA
Oncorhynchus tshawytscha (Chinook salmon) is the source of this 2088-nucleotide messenger RNA. RefSeq names its product mitochondrial fission factor. Lineage: Eukaryota; Metazoa; Chordata; Actinopteri; Salmoniformes; Salmonidae. The record is from RefSeq and is a predicted model, not a curated record. The transcript has 8 exons. Bases 118 to 1023 code for a protein of 301 amino acids. Gene Ontology annotation, cellular component: mitochondrial outer membrane; peroxisome. Gene Ontology annotation, biological process: positive regulation of mitochondrial fission.